This is a messenger RNA of Trichogramma pretiosum, 1692 nucleotides long. Its product is annotated as isovaleryl-CoA dehydrogenase, mitochondrial. The transcript is spliced from 7 exons. Gene Ontology annotation, biological process: L-leucine catabolic process. Lineage: Eukaryota; Metazoa; Arthropoda; Insecta; Hymenoptera; Trichogrammatidae. The record is from RefSeq and is a predicted model, not a curated record. Bases 338 to 1633 code for a protein of 431 amino acids. Gene Ontology annotation, cellular component: mitochondrion. Gene Ontology annotation, molecular function: flavin adenine dinucleotide binding; 3-methylbutanoyl-CoA dehydrogenase activity.
GUAUCGGCCGAAAAGUCCAUUGGAAAUGUCGCCGAAUGCUUGGAUCGGCUGCGUUAUCGAACACACGAUGUACGAGUAAUUGAUGGUCGCGCGAAAAUGUACCUGUCCGAGUGGAGGAAUAAUCGAAUGCAGCCGCGAUUCGGCAGCUGCCAUAUACAAGACGUACACGAGUCGCGGGACGUUGGGCUCUCGCGUCGACUCCCGCCGAGGUCGUCCGAUUAGAAUAUUGUAAUCGGCGUUGCCCCUCGCGUCUCCGCACUCUUCGGGCGGAACGAGGCGAAACGAGUCGCUCAGUCGCAAUCGCGAGCGAUAAGAGACGCACGAACGAAAAGCGGCCAUGGCUGAGCUUUUCAGGAGGACGGCAUCGCGCUGCCUGGCCCCGUGGGGCUCCAUCCGAUCCAUCGCCACGAGCUCGGCCUCGUUCCAGCGCUUUUUCCCCAUCGACGAGCACAUCUACGGCUUGAGCGAGCAGCAACAGCAGCUACGGACUUUGGUGAUGAACUUUGCCCAACGAGAGCUCGCGCCCAAAGCCGCCGAGAUCGAUCGGAAAAACGAAUUUGACGAGCUGCGGGGCUUCUGGCGAAAGCUCGGCGAGCUCGGGCUGCUCGGGAUGACGGUGCGGCCCGAGUACGGGGGCUCCGGGGCCGGCUACCUCGACCACGUGCUCGCCAUGGAGGAGCUGAGCCGGGCCUCGGGCGCCAUCGGCCUCAGCUACGGGGCCCACUCGAACCUCUGCGUGAACCAGAUCCACCGGCACGGCAGCGAGGAGCAGAAGCGCCGCUACCUGCCCAAGCUCUGCAGCGGCGAGCACGUGGGCUGCCUGGCCAUGUCGGAGAGCGGCGCCGGCUCGGACGUCGUCUCGAUGCGGCUCAAGGCCGAGCGCCGCGGCGACCACUACCUCCUCAACGGCACCAAGUUCUGGAUCACGAACGCGCCCGACGCCGACCUGCUCGUCGUGUACGCGAGGACCGACCCGCUGGCCGCCAAGAAGCAGCACGGCAUCACGGCCUUCCUGCUCGAGCGGGCCUCCAGUCCGGGCCUGAGGGUCGCCCAGAAGCUCGACAAGCUCGGCAUGCGCGGCUCCAACACCGGCGAGCUCGUCUUCGAGGACUGCCUCGUGCCAGCCUGCAACGUGCUCGGCCAGGAGAACAAGGGCAUCUACGUGCUGUUCAGCGGCUUGGACCUCGAGAGGCUCGUUUUGGCCGGCGGGCCGCUGGGGAUUAUGCAGGCUUGCUGCGACGUCGCCUUCGAGUACGCCCACGAGCGCAAGCAGUUCGGUCGGAGCAUCGCCGACUUCCAAAUGAUCCAGGCCAAGAUCGCUGACAUGUACACGAGACUGAGCGCCAGCCGUAGUUACCUCUACUCGGUGGCCAGGGCCUGCGACAACGGACGCGUCAACUCCAAGGAUUGCGCCGCCGUCAUUCUCUACGCGGCCGAAAAGGCCACCAAGUGCGCCCUCGAAGCCAUUCAAAUACUCGGUGGCAAUGGAUUCAUCAACGACUACCCUACUGGACGAUUACUGAGGGACGCAAAGCUCUACGAGAUUGGCGCCGGUACCAGUGAGAUCCGCCGAAUGAUCAUCGCUCGGGCCAUCGCUAACCAAUACUCUAGCAAAUCGCCCAACGACGCUUGAGACUUUCCACAUCGAUAUUUACUUCUGUGUAUAUACAUUUAUAGGAUAAAUAUUUAUGA